GCGCUGUCCUGGAGCAGCGGCUGCACCUGAGGCGCGCUCUGGACUGCUGGGGGCCGCCGCCUGGCGCUGCGCCACGUGCUUUGAUUCGUGCUGAUGUCAAGUGGGUGUGGGCUCCUAGGCAAGGCCCAGGCGGGGACGGGGAGGGCGCGCGAUGCGCCGCGGGCGAGCUGAGGCCCGAGCGCGCUCCGUCGCCCAGCGCUGCUGACCAGUGGCGGCCCCGGCUUGCAGAGCGGGCGCAUGGAGUGGAGGAGCUGCCCGACCCGGGACGCGUGCCCCUCUGGUCUUGGGGGCAGGCAGGGGCCGCCGCGGGGGGCCUGCAGCCAUAACCAGCAGACCACAGCAUUCAGGCAUCCUGUGAGUGGGCAGUUUUCUCCAGAAAACAGUGACUUUAUUCUUCAAGAAGAGCCAAAUCCACAUAUGUCGAAGCAAGAGAGAAACCAAAGACCGUCCAGCAUGGUCAGCGAAACGUCCACCACUGGGACCACGUCCACCGUGGAGGCCAAACCCGGCCCCAAGAUCAUCAAGUCCAGCAAUAAAGUCCACAGUUUUGGGAAGAGGGACCAAGCCAUUCGGAGGAACCCCAAUGUUCCGGUGGUGGUGAGGGGCUGGCUGCACAAGCAGGACAGUUCUGGGAUGAGGCUGUGGAAAAGGAGGUGGUUUGUGCUUGCUGAUUAUUGCUUGUUUUACUAUAAAGACAGCCGAGAAGAAGUGGUCCUUGGGAGCAUUCCUCUGCCCAGCUACGUCACAUCGCCGGUGGGCCCUGAGGACCGCAUAAGUCGCAAGUAUUCCUUCAAGGCUGUGCACUUGGGGAUGCGAGCGCUCAUCUAUAACACCUCCACCGGGGGCUCCCAGGCCGAGCAGUCGGGCAUGAGGACCUACUACUUCAGUGCCGACACCCUGGAGGACAUGAACGCCUGGGUCAGGGCCAUGAACCAGGCUGCGCAGGUGCUGUCUCGGUCGUCACUGAAGAGGGACCUGGAGAAGCUGGAGCGGCAGGCAGUCCCCCAGGUCAACCACGCGGAGUCCUGUCGUGAGUGUGGCCGCGUGGGACCCGGACAUGCGAGGGAUUGUCCUCAUCGCCGCCAUGAGGACUCCUAUGGCUAUGAGAGGCGGGAGCAAGAGGAAGAACGGUACCGUUCGCACGCAUCUGAGGGCAGGAGGGACAGGAGCAAGACCAGGUCCCCGUACUCGCCAGCUGAGGAGGAUGCCUUGUUCGUGGACUUACCCAGUGGCCUGAGAGGCCAGCAGGCACAGCCCCAGAGGGCAGAGAAGAAUGGCAUCGCAUACGGCCCAGGAGAGCAGAAUGGGACGGGCGGAUACCCGCGGGCCUUUCCUCCCAGGGCCAACCAUGAAAAGCACAGCCAGAGGAAGAGCAGCCUGGCCCAGGUGGAGCACUGGGCAAAGUCCCAGAAGGGGGAUGGCAGGAGCUUCCCCCCGGACCAGACCCUUCCUCGCCACGGUCCCAGCCAGCCCCUGUCCUUCCCAGAAAACUACCAGACUCUUCCCAGGAGCACCCGUCACCCCUCGGGGGGCUCCUCGCCUCCGCCCCGCAACCUGCCGAGUGACUACAAGUACGCGCAGGACCGAGCCAGCCACCUGAAGAUGUCGAGCGAGGAGCGCCGGGCACACCGCGAUGGCACCGUGUGGCAGCUCUACGAGUGGCAGCAGCGCCAGCAGUUCCGGCACGGCAGCCCCACGGCGCCCAUCUCCCCGGAGUUCCCCGAGCAGGGCCGGAGCAGGAGCAUGCUGGAGGUGCCCCGCUCUAUCUCCGUGCCUCCAUCUCCCUCGGACAUCCCUCCCCCGGGACCCCCGCGGGCCUUCCCACCCCGGCGGCCACACACACCAGCAGAGAGGGUCACGGUGAGGCCACCGGACCAGAGGAGGAGUGUGGACAUCUCGUUGGGCAGUUCUCCCAGGAAGACAUGGGGCCACACCACCAAGAACUCCUCGCACGUGGACCGACGCUCCAUGCCCUCCAUGGGUUACAUGACCCACACUGUCAGCGCUCCCAGUUUACACGGAAAAUCGGCUGAUGAUACCUACCUCCAGCUGAAGAAAGACCUGGAAUACCUGGACCUAAAGAUGACAGGCCGGGACCUUCUCAAGGAUCGAAGCCUGAAACCAAUGAAGAUUGCCGAGAGUGACAUUGACGUCAAACUGAGCAUCUUCUGUGAACAAGACAGGAUCCUCCAGGACUUGGAAGAUAAGAUACGUGCCCUCAAGGAGAACAAAGACCAGCUGGAGUCCGUGCUGGAGGUGCUUCACAGACAGAUGGAGCAGUACCGAGACCAGCCCCAGCACCUGGACAAGAUCGCCUGCCAGCAGAGGUUGCUGCAAGAGGACCUGGUCCACAUCCGGGCGGAGCUCUCCAGAGAGUCCACUGAGAUGGAAAAUGCCUGGAACGAAUACCUGAAGCUGGAGAGCGACGUGGCGCAGCUGAAGCAGACCUUGCAGGAGCAGCACCGAAGGGCCUUCUUUUUCCAGGAGAAAUCGCAGAUACAGAAGGAUCUCUGGAGGAUUGAGGACGUCACCGCAGGCCUGAGUGCGAACAAGGAGAACUUCAGAAUCCUGGUGGAGUCGGUCAAAAACCCUGAGAGAAAAACAGUGCCUUUGUUUCCUCACCCGCCUGUGCCUUCACUCUCGACUUCUGAGAGCAAGCCGCCCCCGCAGCCCAGCCCUCCCACCAGCCCUGUGCGGACCCCUCUGGAGGUUCGGCUCUUCCCUCAGCUGCAAACCUACCUGCCCUACCGACCUCACCCGCCCCAGCUGAGGAAGGUGACGUCUCCUCUUCAGUCACCAACCAAGACGAAGCCCAAAGGUGAAGACGAGGCACCUCCCAGGCCCCCACUCCCUGAGCUCUACAGCCCGGAGGACCAGCCCCCGGCCGUGCCGCCUCUGCCCAGGGAGGCCACCGUCAUCCGGCACACUUCCGUGCGGGGCCUCAAGCGGCAGUCGGACGAGAGGAAGCGAGAUCGGGAGCAGGGGCAGUGUGUGAACGGGGACUCGAGGGUGGAGCUCCGGUCCUACGUUAGUGAGCCCGAGCUGACGACUUUCGGUGGGGACGUGGCCCAGCCUCCCCUGGGGCCCGUGGGCUCUGAGAGCAGGUACCAGACGCUGCCCAGCAGAGGGCUCUCGGGGUCCACAUCAAGGCUCCAGCAAUCGUCCACCAUUGCGCCCUAUGUCACCCUCCGGAGGGGUCUGAAUGCCGAAAGCAGCAAGAUGACCUUCCCUAGACCCAAGAGUGCCUUGGAGCGUCUGUACUCAGGGGACCACCAGCGGGGCAAGAUGAGUGCGGAGGAGCAGCUGGAGCGCAUGAAGCGGCACCAGAAGGCCCUGGUCCGGGAGCGCAAGAGGACGCUGAGCCAAGGAGAGAGGACGAGCCUGCCCUCGUCUCGCUACCUCAGCCACCCGCUCCCUGGAGAUACUGGCUCAUGGAAGCGCGAGCAGGACUUUGACCUGCAGUUGCUGGACCGCGCCGUGCAAGGGGAGAGGAAGGAAGAGGAGGAGAAUGGCUGGUUGAAAGUGCAGGCCGUGCCUGUCACUGAGUUGGACCUGGAGCCGCAAGACUAUGACUUGGACAUCAGCAGAGAGCUGUCCAAACCAGAGAAGGUCUCCAUCCCUGAGCGUUACGUGGAUCUGGAACCUGAGGAGCCGCCCAGCCUGGAGGAGCUGCAGGCGCGGUAUCGCAAAGCUGAGAAGAUCCGCAGCAUCCUCACCCGGUCCAGCAUGUGCAACCUGCAGCCGGCCUCAGGCCAGGACCGGAGGAACAGCGUGGCCGACCUGGACUCACAGAUACAGGAGCAGGAGCGCAUCAUCAACAUCUCCUACGCCCUGGCCUCUGAGGCCUCCCAGCGCAGCAAGCAGGUGGCAGCGCAGCAGCUGGCCCUCCUCCCGCCUAAAGGCCCCCUGUCCUCCAGGACGGUGCCACCUUACCCCCCCUUAAGCAACGGACUUCACUACACCUUUGUCUAACACCUUCCAACCCAGGCAGCGACUGACCCGUGACCAGCGUGCGGAGGAGAGGCCUGCAGCCAGGGGUCCUGUGGAACCAGCUUGCUCCGAGAGAAGACUGAGUUUUCUUCCCCCAAGAAAACCCCUCCCAGCUGAGCAGGGGUUCUGGCUGGGGGAGGGGGCAGCCCACCAGAUGGGGGUGUCCCCCACAGGGCUGGGUCCCCCACCCCCGCCUCGUGUUAGGUGACUCCUUUUGACAUGACAGACGCACUUUUGAUACACACUGUAAAAUGCUGACACUGUAUUUUAGAAUCAGAAUAUAUUUUCUAAUGUUCACCUCAAGGGCUGAGUGGCCGGAAAGGCGAGGGUGCAGGAGGUGGGGGCUGCGCACGCAGAUUCAGGUACUGUUGGGUGGUCGGUGUGGAGGGGGAGGAAGGCAGGGCAAAGCAGAGGCAAGUCCGACACCGAUGAACUCAGGUGAAGGCUGGAUCUGAGCAGGUGCUUCCAGUGGACUCUGCCGUCAGGGUCCUGGGCCUGCUCCCGGGAAAAGAGGGGCCCUGGGGCUGCAGAGCUCAGCUGUCCCCGACCUGGCCCAUGACCGGCUCUGGAGUGGAGACUCCACCAGGACGGCACGUGGAGCCCAAGUCUGUGCCUUGGCCCUUGGGUUUGGUUUCGGGAAACAGUGAGUUCAAGAGCUUUGGCUCCCGGCCGCCCCCCCAUGAGGUUCUCUCAGCAAAGGGCCCCUCUCAGAAAGAAAAAAGUGGUUUGCUUUCAUUUAAAAAAUAUACUUUGAAAUACAGAAAAGGUGAGAGGAAGCACCUUUUGUUGUAUCGUAAGCAAUAAACUCCACACUGGGUGGCAUCUACCCAGCACUACUUGACUCCAGGCUAGGCUGGGGUCGGAAUCCGGGACCUUUGCUGGCUGCCCCUGGAGAACCUGAGUCAGCUUUCCCAGGACUCGGUCUGGUGGCCAGAGGCCUGGCAGUGUGCCCCACCGUCCCUGCUGGCUGCCAACCAGCAGGGCACAAUGGCAGGACCUUGACUUGACUUCCAGCCUCAGAUGAGGAGGGGGCUGCCAAGCCAGGCAUAGAGUUGGUGGCCCUUUAUUUAAGUCAUGAGCUCAUGACAUUCUGCAUACAGAAAGCGCUGUUUAAAGGAAAACAAACAAACGAAAACCCCCAUCCGGUGGAGCCACGCUUUAAAUGAAAAUUGGUCUUUGACUAUGGUCAGAAAAAACGUCUUGAAUAUAUUUAGGAGUUGCCGUCUAUUUUUAACUAACUCCAUAUGCUGCCAGUAUCGACGUCAUGCCAAUUGCCAAAAUAAGAUUUUAUUUUUGCCUUUAUAAAGAUUUUGUUGGAAAAAUGAAAUGAAUAUUUUGCAAGAAAAAGUUAAUUUAAAUAAAAGUGUAAUGGUUUGCAAAAAAAAUGUGAUGUACAGAUUAAAAUAUUAACCUGAUACA
Myotis lucifugus (little brown bat) is the source of this 5409-nucleotide messenger RNA. It is a transcript of the gene PLEKHA7, whose product is annotated as pleckstrin homology domain containing A7. Gene Ontology annotation, cellular component: pore complex; zonula adherens. The transcript is spliced from 26 exons. Gene Ontology annotation, biological process: pore complex assembly; epithelial cell-cell adhesion; zonula adherens maintenance. NCBI's taxonomy places the organism in Eukaryota, Metazoa, Chordata, Mammalia, Chiroptera, Vespertilionidae. The record is from RefSeq and is a predicted model, not a curated record. Bases 238 to 3972 code for a protein of 1244 amino acids.